AUGGAAGCUCCGUCCGCUACAAAGGACAACCUCUUCAAGGUUUUCCUGCGACUCCGACCGCCUCCUGUCGGGGUCGCGCCUAGUGAGCGCUUCCUGACAGUUGAACCGCAGAGUUCGGAUUCGACAUCAUCUACGCCCACUCACGUCACGUUGACGCCGCCAAGUAACGCGAGAAAGCAUGCAACGGAAAAGUAUUGUUUCACCCAGGUGCUGGAGGAGGAUGCAUCCCAACUCGACGUUUUUCAGGGUACUGGAGUGAUUCCACUCAUCGAAGGGGUGCUGGGACCCAAUGGAGGGGAUGGUACAGAUGCACUUUUGGCGACGUUGGGUGUCACCGGUGCCGGCAAGACACAUACGCUUCUAGGCUCCAAGACGCAGCGAGGCAUGACGCAGCUGUCUCUUGAAGUGCUCUUCCGCUCUAUCGGCCAGAACAUCGCUACCCCUGGCGCUUAUCCACCACUCGAGACCUCAGUGGCAGCUUACGAUGCGUCAGAAGCAACCAUUCUCUCAGCCUCUGCAUUCCUCGAGUCUGUCUUUGCCGAUCCACACGGUCCAUCGCGCUCGAACUCAAGAGCGCCAACUCCCAUGAUUGUAGGCGACCCUAACAUACCACCCCGACCAGUUUUGGCUUCCCAAAUACUGGCAACUACCAGUGUAAAUGAUCACCAAACACAAAGCAAUGCUGAGUCCCUUUAUGGAGGGGCUCUCCCAGGAGCCUUCCCCGAAAGCCCGAAAAGUUCUCGGAUUCUUCGGCGAGGAGACUACAUGACUAUGUCUUCCCCGGCACCUUCCACCCCUACCAAGAAGCCUGGAGGGUUCUGUGGUCCAGCGGCCACGAUCAGAAGGGAGAAACCCCCAAGCCAACAUUUCAUGUCGGCCACCAUGUCCACUAUUAAGAGAAACAUUGUUACUAAGUCUAGCCUCUCGCCUUCAAAGGGUGAAUCUACAGCUCCGCCCGCGACGCCCCGCCGACUCCUAAACCGGCCGUCCUCAUAUCCGACGGUUCCUGAUGUCGGUGCCAUCAGCGUCUCUUGCGAUCCUUCUGCCGAAUACGUCGUUCUCGUGUCGAUGUACGAAGUUUACAACAAUGCGAUUCACGACUUGCUUACGCCUCCCAUCCGGUCCGCUGCCACAAAAGAGUACCGCCGACGGGCUCUGCUUUUCAAGGCGACCGAACUUUCACCUGACCGCAAAGUUGUUGCCGGAUUGAAGAAGGUUCUUUGCACUAGUCUGCAACAGGCUCUUAUGGUCUUGGAAGCUGGACUUCAAGAGAGAAGUGUUGCAGGAACAAACAGUAACCGUACCUCUUCCCGAAGCCACGGCUUUUUCUGUGUCGAAGUUAAAAAGCGCAGAAAGAGCAGGCGACAGGGUCAUGGUACCGAGGCUCCUUGGGCCGGCAGCACAUUUACCAUUGUCGACCUGGCAGGAAGUGAACGUGCUCGCGAGGCCAAGACCACGGGAGUGACCUUGGCAGAGGCGGGCAAGAUUAAUGAGAGCUUGAUGUAUUUCGGACAAUGCUUGCAGCUCCAGGCGACUGCUGGUAACUCGGCAAAGCCGACAAAUCUCUCAUUCCGCCACUGCAAAUUGACAGAGAUUCUAUUCUCCAACAAUUUUGCUUCGAACGGGUUCAACAAGUCGUAUUCAGCACGACGCGCUCCCCAGAAGGGCGUUCUGAUUGUCAACGCCGACCCUCAUGGCGAAUUUAGCUCCACCUCACAGAUUCUCCGGUACAGCGCUCUGGCUUGUGAGGUCAUGGCACCACGGAUACCAUCCAUCACCCAGACGAUCCUAGCAGCCGCCGCAAAAACGAUUCACCCUAACAGCCAGAGGGAAGCUAAUAACUCGAUGUUUCUUUCAUCCUCGCCCAUUUUGUCGUCUCCUGCUUUGCAUCACAGGCCGUUCUUCCCCCCAGGUAGUGUGGCUGGCUCGUCAAACUCAGUACCUCAGUACAGCGACAACAGCCCCAAUGUGCAAAGAACGUUUUCACCAGUCAGCAACUCCUCCUCGGACGAGCGGGCUACUAUGGAGGCAGCAGCUCUGGAAAUCGCGAGGCUAUCGGAGGAGCUCGAGUAUAUGCGAUCGUCAUACGAGACAGAACGGGCAAGACGUGUUGAGGCAGAGGAUCAGCUGUUGUCAGUGGAAGACCGCUUACUAGACCUUGAGCAGGAGAUUCGCGAAGACUGCGCGGCCGAAUUUGAGCAGCGUCUUGCCGUGGAACUCGCAAGGUGGAAAGCCUCGAUGGAACUAGAGAAGGAACGAGGCGAGGAGCACUGGGACCGCAAAAUUGAGGUCUAUGAGCGUGCUGCGAACGUGCAGGUGCUCGCAACUGAUGGCGACGAGAACGAUGGCGACAACAAGGAAAACGUCCUCAUCGAGAACCUUGAGGAAGAGAACGCCCGUCUGCGCCGUGAGGUUCAAGUGCUCAAGCGUGAGCUUCUAGGUCGGAGUCCGACCAAACGCAAGCCACUGGCCGAGAGGGAUGAUCUGGCCACCGAGGAUAUGGCAGCGCCGCACCAAACGGGGGAGAGUCUGCACAGCAAGAUGGAACAGCUGAGAGUCAGCGAGAGCGGCCGUGCAAGCUCAGCUUCCAACUCGAGUCGAGCGACCGUCCAAAGCACUGCUGGUGGAAGUCCCAGGAAAGUGCGCAAGCUGGUGGCCAAACGGUGGGAUUUAUCUGCAGCCAACGACGAUGGUUUCUGA
This is a messenger RNA of Pyricularia pennisetigena, 2700 nucleotides long. RefSeq lists its product as uncharacterized. The transcript has 3 exons. The record is from RefSeq and is a predicted model, not a curated record. The coding region runs from base 1 to 2700 and encodes 899 amino acids. NCBI's taxonomy places the organism in Eukaryota, Fungi, Ascomycota, Sordariomycetes, Magnaporthales, Pyriculariaceae. Gene Ontology annotation, molecular function: microtubule binding; ATP hydrolysis activity; ATP binding. Gene Ontology annotation, cellular component: kinesin complex; nucleus; microtubule. Gene Ontology annotation, biological process: microtubule-based movement.